Glarea lozoyensis ATCC 20868 is the source of this 1242-nucleotide messenger RNA. RefSeq names its product N-terminal nucleophile aminohydrolases (Ntn hydrolases). The record is from RefSeq and is a predicted model, not a curated record. Lineage: Eukaryota; Fungi; Ascomycota; Leotiomycetes; Helotiales; Helotiaceae. The coding region runs from base 1 to 1242 and encodes 413 amino acids. The transcript is spliced from 3 exons.
AUGGCAAGUGACGGAUUUGGCAUUGGAUAUUAUACCGAUCCUAAACUUGGACCUGAGCCUUGCAUCUUUACGUCUACUACACCCGCGUGGAAUUGUAUCAACCUUCAACGAAUUGCCUCCAAGACAGCUUCACCGUUGAUAUUUGCCCACGUCAGAGCUACUACCGAAGGCUCGCUGAGCGACGAUAACUGUCACCCAUUCAAUCAUGGAAGCUUAAUGUGGAUGCACAAUGGAGGAUUAGGUGGUUGGAAAUAUAUCAAACGACGUCUCGGGGAGAGACUGGCAGAUAAAUGGUACCUGGGUGUCCAUGGUGGUACUGACAGCGAAUGGGCGUUUGCACUGUACCUUGAUACUCUGGAGAGAAUGGGCCAGAAUCCCAGUGCUCCUCCACCAGCUGGAUUCGGGCCAACAAUUCUACGAAAAGCAAUGUUGGAAACAAUCAAACAGAUCAACGACUUUAUUGCGGAUAUACCAGAGGAUAUUGUGGAGAGCGAGAAUGUCGACACCCGAAGUCUGCUUAAUUUUGCUAUUAGUGAUGGGCAUAGCGUGGUGUGUACCCGAUACGUCAGUAGCAGAACAGAUGAAGCAGCAAGUCUGUACUACUCAUCGGGUACGACUUGGGAAGACAAGAGUAGCAAAGGAGAAUACCAAAUGGAUCGUCGAGACAAGGGAGCAGAUAUCGUACUGGUAGCUAGCGAACCCCUGACCUUCGAGCGAGAAUCCUGGGUAACAGUCCCCACAAACUCCACCCUAACAAUCCACAAACAAACCGUCAUGGUCCACCCCAUCAUCGACGAAUACUACAACCACAACCCCUACCACCGCCGCUCCUCCAAAUUCGUCCACGACAAAGGCCUCAUCACAAACGAAAAGGGAAAUCCAAAUAACCCCGUCUCCCCCUCCGGUAACCCCGCCCCUCUCACCCUAUCCCUCAACAAAUCCACCAUCAUCCCCGCAUCCAAGUCAAAUCCGCAUAACAGCGCGGCAUCCACGCUCUUGGAUCCAAUCUCCCCGGCUUUGACGCCGGCGAGAGAAAUCUCGCCGCUGAGACAUGAGAGUGAUAUUAGACAGAUUACGGCAUUGCAGGCGCUAAGAUCGCAGGAGCGCUUCGCGCCGAGUAAUGUUGGUAGGAAGAGGGUUACGGAGGAGAGAGAGGAGGUGGUGGAGAGGGUGGAGGAGGAGCGGGCGACGGCUUAUGGUGAUCCGUUGAAGAUUGCGCAGUAUUUUCCGGAACUGACGUGA